AUGUUUACGCGACGUAUCUCACGCAGCUCUUUUACGAGCCAGCCUCUCCGAGCCUUUACAACUACAUCUACCAGCCUCUCUCACGCUCCAGCCCUAGCAAAUAUUACCCCCCAAGGAGUUGCCUCAUUCGAUGCAAAGCAGAAAGAAUUUCGAGAAAGAAUCGCAGAACAACAUCGUAAGAAAGAAGCUGCAAGUGAGUCUAAACCUUCCUCCUCAAUUCAAAAAUCUGCUUCGGCAGACCAUGCACUAAGUGGAGCAGAACAUACAAACGGAAGUGGCGAGAAGAAGGGAAAGCUGAGUAGCUUGAUAUAUGGUACCCCCGAAGGUCGGGAAAUGGAAAAGGAGAUUGAACAGAGUUUCAGUCAAGUUCUGGCGAGAGGUAAAUAUGUACAUUCGAUUGUAUUCCAUGAGGUAAAGCCAGACAAGGUUGAUGAGUAUGUCGAAUUGGUUGGCAAGUGGUAUCCAAAGAUGGCGGGAAUGGAAGAGAAUAAAGUACAUUUGGUUGGAAGCUGGAGAACAGAGGUUGGCGAUUGUGAUACAUUUGUUCACAUUUGGGAGUACCAACGAUAUCACGGUUACCACGACUCUCUGCACAGUAUUGCCUCACAUCCCGAUUUCCAUGAGUUCGACAAGAAACUCAAGUCCCUGAUUACCAAGAAGAACGUAUCUCUCAUGCAAGAGUUUUCCUUCUGGCCUACCACUUCCCCCCGUCAACUUGGUGGACUCUUUGAAUUGCGCUCUUACACAUUGCACCCAGGUAAUCUCUUAGAGUGGGAGACACACUGGCGCCGUGGUCUCAAGGCUCGCAGAGAAGUCAUGGAAGGUGUUGGAGCCUGGUUUGUGCAGAUCGGGGAACUAAAUACUGUGCAUCAUUUGUGGCAAUUUGCCGAUCUGGAGGAGAGAAAGAAGAGAAGAGAGCAAAGUUGGGAGAUUGAGGGUUGGGGAGAUACAGUUCAUAAGACUGUACCACUCAUUCAGAAUAUGAAGAGUCGAGUGCUAAUCCCUAUGGUUUGGAGUCCGGUUGCUUGA
Sclerotinia borealis F-4128 is the source of this 1029-nucleotide messenger RNA. NCBI's taxonomy places the organism in Eukaryota, Fungi, Ascomycota, Leotiomycetes, Helotiales, Sclerotiniaceae. The record is from the annotation of a GenBank genome assembly.